GUUGGUGUGUCCCACAAAAGUCCCCUGUGUAUUUAUAGUGUUCUCAGACCCUACUAGUUUCAUCGAGUACAAGUACAAUAUCGAUGUGGUAAAUCAGCCUUGAAAGUUCGACAUACACGGCAACAUCACAAAGCACCAUGGUUUCUGUCGCAAUUAUUGGGGCCGGCCCAGCAGGACUUGUUGCCGCCAAAACACUCCUCAAGUCAUCUUCCAAAGAAUGCAUCUUCAAAGUCACAGUAUUUGAGCAGGGGACCAACGUCGGGGGUCUCUGGGCUGUGGAAUCAAGUCCAAAUGGAAUCAUCAAUCCGGAAAUGCAUACCAAUCUUUCGCAAUUCACCGUCUGUUUCUCUGAUCUUGCCUGGAAUUCUGUGGAAAUGCAGCCUCCUGCAAACAUAUAUCCUAAAGCGUGGCAAGUCCACCGAUACUUGAAGGAAUAUGCUAAGAGAUAUAUACCACCCGGAACGAUCGCUUUCCAAACCCACGUCAAAGUGAUCGAACAUAUUCAAACCUCCCCAGAGGAAGAGAAAAAGAAAUGGAAAAUCACAGCCAUCGCGCUCGACGGAGAAACUCCCAUCGAAAAGAUUGAGAUUUUCGACCAUCUAAUCAUUGCAUCUGGAUUUUUCUCGCAGAUCAGAAAAAUUCCAUUUCCAUGCAACAGCGUGAUCCAAAAACAAGAUGGCCAACCACCUAUCAUUCUCCACAGCUCGCAAUACCGUCAAAUAUCAGAUCUCUCACCCACACAUCCACAACCCCUACCAGGCAAAGUUCUCGUCAUCGGCGGCUCUCAUUCCGGCGCCGAAGUAGCGUCUCUAAUCGCCAUGCACAUAUCCGACGCCCAAUAUUCACCUUCUGGAACUGGGACUGCCCCGACAGAAAUCAUCCACGUGAUACCGCACCCUCUCGUCUCUAUCCCAUCAUUCGUCCGCAGCGGAAAUGAAAAAGUUCCUUCUUUUGUGCAAUUGGAUUCGCGUCUCUAUGAUAUCUCUUCGCGCCCGGAUGAUCCGAUUUCAUUUAGUUUUGGGCUUUCCAAUGCGGAGAAGAGGAAGAAAUUAAGACAGACACUGAAUAUGCUCAUGUCUGGAGCAGUAGAUGUAGAAAACGACGACGGGUCAAAAAAGAGCGAUGAAGUUGAUUUGGGGGCUCCGUAUGCGGUUGUAGGUGACAAGUAUGCGGAAUUCAUCAGGUCCGGUGCGAUCAAGCAAGUUCUUGGUCGUAUCACGCAGCUAGAACAACCACCAAACAAAAAUUUGAUGCUUGCAACCAUUGAAUCACAGUCCGAUGAAGUCAAAAUGGACGAUAUCGCAGCUGUCGUAUACGCGACGGGCUUUUCCACCUCUCCUGCGCUGGAUUUCCUAUCAGAUGAGAUUAAAAAAAGUUUAGGGUUUGAUGCAUCUUAUCCCCGUCUUCCUUUACUGCUGAGUCGAGACUGUAUGAGUAGCUCUAGAGAUUCUCCCAGUAGCUUAGCGCUUAUGGGAUUUUUCGACGGGUCAUAUUGGGGAGUCUUAGAGAGCCAAGCUCGUCUGAUAGCGAGGAAGUGGAGUGAGCAAAACAGCGGACUUUCUUCUCCUACUCAUGAUCAUAAUAAAACGGAAGAGGACAAUUCCCCAAAACUCCGCACCUUUAUGGAAGAAUUAAGGAUCAUGAUGGACAAAGAUCCUUCGUCUGUCCCCCAAAAUUUCUUUAGUGACUAUCCCGGCUUAAUGGAAGAAACCUCUCGUAAAUUAGGGCUCCAGAAAAUAAACGUAUCAUGGGGCGAAAGAGAAGGAAUGGUCAGCCCAGCUCGAUACGUCGAUGAACAGUGCAACAAAACAGAAGCCGAAAAAGCAAUUCAAAAACUCCAAAAGACACUCCAAGAUUCCCGGGAUGGAAAAGCCAUUUUCGCCAAAUCCACUUUCCGUGGACUACAAGGAAGCUGGAAGAACUCCAACGUAGAAACCGAAUUCAAUGAACUAUCCCCCAAGAGCACAUUCCAUCCUCGCUACCCCACAGACGCAACUUCAGAUCUCGAGUAUCUCCACAUCACAAACCACGAAGAAUCAAGCCAUCAAAUCCCCAGGUCAAUCUACCGACUCCGCGAAAAUGAAAACCAAAUCGAGGUUUGGAGUGUGGAUUCGAAAUGCGGAUUGGCAGCCGAUAAGAUUUGUUAUAUUCUCGAUUUUAAUAGCGGGCUUGUCUGGGAACAGACUGACUCAAAUCGAGUUACUGUUGUAGCCAAAGGGGCUCCUGGUGCUAAUUUGACACAUAAAACCAUAUACUCAUUCUGUUUUGCGGGAGUGGGGAUUGCAGACUAUAAGAUUGAGUACUUUGACGAGGAGGAUGUCAAGAUUGAUGGUUCUAGCUCUUAUUUCGUGCGAUGAAUUCUCUAGAAGGAGGGAUAAAAUGUUAAUGUAUACUGUCAAAGACUUGUAAUUACCUAGCACAUCAUAUAGAUCAUCAUAAAGUGUCCAUAUAAUCGCGAUGUUUUGGAGGCUCCCAGUCGGAAAGAUUGACAACAUCAUACAUGCGAGAACUUCGGCAACCCACCACGUACUCACCGUCCCCCGAGCCAACCUUGUAUCUUCUACCAAGCACACUCUUUCUCGCCCUCGUUCUGGCCCUCUCGCCAUUCCUUCAAAUAUCGAUUCUCA
Messenger RNA from Botrytis cinerea B05.10, 2627 nucleotides. RefSeq lists its product as hypothetical. The record is from RefSeq and is a predicted model, not a curated record. The transcript has 2 exons. NCBI's taxonomy places the organism in Eukaryota, Fungi, Ascomycota, Leotiomycetes, Helotiales, Sclerotiniaceae. Gene Ontology annotation, molecular function: flavin adenine dinucleotide binding; N,N-dimethylaniline monooxygenase activity; NADP binding. Bases 138 to 2357 code for a protein of 739 amino acids.